Molecule: messenger RNA, 1027 nt
Organism: Suillus clintonianus
Lineage: Eukaryota; Fungi; Basidiomycota; Agaricomycetes; Boletales; Suillaceae
Exons: 6
Coding region: 39-899 (286 amino acids)
Molecular function (GO): hydrolase activity, acting on ester bonds
Source: RefSeq, a predicted model, not a curated record
CGUGCAAGCAAGAACGUUCUACAUAGUUUACAUUCAUCAUGGCAGAAAAUCCCGUCAACUCAGAAUUCGAAGGUGCUGCCGCCGGUCCUCAUUCAGAGACAGAUGUCCUUCACCCAAAUUCCACAACUCAUUCUCGCUUCUUGCCAAUCGCACAGAUGGGAUCCCUGUGGCACGGGCGAGACUCCCUGAAGAACCUUGUUAUUCUCGGAGACUCGUACAGCUCCGGUUAUCAGGACAGCGUCGACACUUGGCCCAACCAUGUUGCCUCCCUGCUCGCCCCUUUCGCAGUCGAAGUGCAUAACUUCUCAAUGCCAGGCGCAACUGCCAAGCAUCAUCUUAGAAGCCAGACGGCUUGGUUCUUUGCGCGUUUACCGAGGAAGGGUCCUGAAUACGAAUCUGAAUUAGUUUUCCUCGAUUCUGAAGAAACCACCUACGUUCUGUUUAUCGGUAUCAACGAUUGCGGCACGACAAAGGCAUACGAUCUAGAACCAAUCAUUGAUGUUGUUUUUGACAACCUGCAUCGGCUAGAUGUAGGAGCAAGAGCACGGAAUUUUAUCAUAGUCGAUGUACCCCCUAUUGAUCGAUCGCCAGGCGGUUCGUCAUUCAGGGCAGAGCUCAAGGACCGUGUCGAGACAUGGAACGAUUUGAUUCACAAGCAGACGGCUAGCCACGCAUCCCCCGGCCGCGGCGCUCAAACGCCUCGAAGUAUAUUUCUGUUUUCAUCGCACGCAGUGCUCACAGAUGUUCUGGACAACCCGGUGAAGUACGGAUUCACAGAGAACGACAUAGCGCAGGAGGGGGGUGGUAUCUGGGCGGAUGAGCUGCACGUUACGUCUGGCGUGCAGAAAGUGAUUGCGGAGCAGUUCGUCCGCAUGGUGGCAUCUAAUUCAAGUUCAUGAAUAACCUUUCAUGAGGUUCUCUCGAAUAUCUUUUUAAACAAGGCUCUACGUAAAUAACUCAUCCUCAGUAUGUUUUGCUCUUAUAGUUCUGGAAUCGAUGACCAUUGACCAUGUGUAUGUAAAGCCAC